Contarinia nasturtii (swede midge) is the source of this 1430-nucleotide messenger RNA. RefSeq names its product alanyl-tRNA editing protein Aarsd1. Bases 75 to 1355 code for a protein of 426 amino acids. Gene Ontology annotation, molecular function: ATP binding; alanine-tRNA ligase activity; nucleic acid binding. Gene Ontology annotation, biological process: regulation of translational fidelity; alanyl-tRNA aminoacylation. The transcript has 6 exons. Lineage: Eukaryota; Metazoa; Arthropoda; Insecta; Diptera; Cecidomyiidae. The record is from RefSeq and is a predicted model, not a curated record.
GGAAAUUGAUAACAUUUAUAUGAACCAUUUAUAUAUUGUUAUGAUUUAGUUAUAUUUAUAUUUCGAAUUGAAAAAUGGUUUUCAAAUGUCAAAUAGAUAGUUUCUUGCAAGAGUUUGAAUCUAAAGUUAUUCUAUGUGAACCCGCUUCGCUGAAGAAAAAGAGCUCCAGCGGUAAGGACGAAUGUGUCAAUGGAUUCAAUGUUGUGCUGGAAGACACUAUUCUUUUUCCAGAAGGGGGUGGACAGCCUUGCGAUUUUGGCUUUAUGAAUGACAAGCCGAUCAUCGAUGUACAGCGAAAAGGAAUAGAGGCCCAUCAUUUCGUGUGUGAUUCUGAAACACAAUCACCUCCAUUCAAUGUUGGUGAUAUUGUAAAGUGCAAGAUAGAUUGGAAAAGAAGACAUGAUCAUAUGCAACAACAUUCAGGACAACACUUAUUAUCGGCCAUAUUGGAACGCGAAUAUAAUGUGGCAACAAAAUCGUGGUGGCUAGGAACUGAACUUUCAUUCAUAGAGAUCGAUCCAAAAAUUAAUCUUACUGCCGCACAAAUUGCAAACAUAGAAAACAUAUGCAAUGAGUUGAUUGCAACAUCAACGCCAGUUUCUGUUCACACUUUGACCGAUAAAAAUGAAGCUGAUAUUCCUGCCGAGAUCACCCGAGCAACCAAAGGCUUACCUAAAGAUCAUGUUGGAGAUAUACGUAUUAUAGAGAUAGAAGGAAUUGAUGCAAACAUGUGUUGUGGAACACAUGUUUCAAAUUUGGCCCAAUUACAAUGCAUUAAACUACUUAAUCUUGAGAAAAAUAAGAAUCGACAAUUCUUGAAUUUUUUAGUGGGUAAACGCGUUUUGAAACGUCUUCAAGAAUGCAUUGACCGGGAGUAUGAAUUUAAUACAAUCUUAAAAGGCGGACCUCAAUGGCAUAUCGAAUUAGUGAAAAAAAUUCAAAUAAAUCAGAAACAAAAUCAAAAAGCUCUUUCAUUAUGCUUGAAAGAGUUGGCAGUUCACGAGGCAGCACGGUUGAAACUAAUCAAUCCUCAGCCAAAAUGGUAUUCAUUACAUCGAAAAGAUGGUAUCGAUACCGAUUUUAUCAGUACAUUUUUAAAAAAUGUACCGGAAAUCAAAAAUGCAUCGAAUGGUUUAUCACUUUUGUUCUUGACUUCUGCGGAAGAAAGUGGCGAGAGAGGCAAUAUGAUUUUGUAUGGUGAUGAAAAUGUCGUUGCUGAUUUGGGAGACAAACUUUGUGAAGUAUUAAAUGGUAAAGGCAGAGGCAAAGGUCAACGUUUUCAAGCGAAAGUAAACAAUCUUUUUAAGAUAUCCGCAUGCGAAAAGUUAAUAGAUGAAUACUUUAACCACAAAUAAUUGAAUUAUUCGGAAUUUCUGUACGAAAAAGUAAUCAAAAUAAAUAAAAUAAUCAGUAUUAUGCAUUUUAACUGG